Molecule: messenger RNA, 789 nt
Organism: Aureococcus anophagefferens
Lineage: Eukaryota; Pelagophyceae; Pelagomonadales; Pelagomonadaceae
Exons: 1
Biological process (GO): intracellular signal transduction; protein phosphorylation; regulation of MAPK cascade
Cellular component (GO): cytoplasm
Molecular function (GO): protein serine/threonine kinase activity; ATP binding
Source: RefSeq, a predicted model, not a curated record
ACUAUUUCAGAUCCACGCACAUGCUUCCGGGAUUUCGUGCAGCUGGGUCAAGGUGCUUCCGGUGUCGUUUACUCGGCUGUGGAUACAAGGCAAGGACCUAAUAAGGGUCGCAAGGUGGCGCUAAAAUACUGUGACCUAAAGGAACUUGAAGAGCUCAAAAGAGAAAUUGCAAUGCAGUUUUUAUCAGGUCACCCAAAUGUAGUCAGUCUCUUAGAGGCUUUCCUUACAAAUACUCACGUUGUCAUUGCACUCGAGCUGAUGACAGGAGGUAUGCUUACGAGUCUUUGCGAACGAGACAUCCGCAUUUGCGAGGAAUCACACGUCAGCUAUGUUCUGAAAUGCGUGUUGCAAGCGCUUUCGUUCAUCCAUCGCCAGUAUCGGGUGCACCGAGACAUCAAGUCAGACAACAUUCUCAUUGAUACUGAUGGCCGUGUAAAACUUGCUGACUUUGGAUUCGCCGCGUCUCUCACUCGCGAGGCAAGAAACCGGACUUCAGUCGUGGGGACCCCCUUUUGGAUGGCACCCGAGCUUAUUCAGUCCCAGUCUUACGAUUGCAAGGUUGACAUCUGGUCGCUUGCUAUCACUGCCCUCGAGAUGACUGAUGGAGAGCCACCACUCAUGCACGAGCCAGUGAUGCGCGCCCUGUUCCUCAUCACAGUGAAUGAGCCACCCAAGUUGCACGACCCAUCCGUGUGGUCAGAGACACUUGAUCACUUUCUGAGGAAGAUGCUUGUCAAACUUCCAAAUGACCGGUCCUCCGCCGAGCAGCUUCUCAUGCAUCCCCUGAUG